CGGGUGGUUGUUAUGGUGGUGGUGAUCUUGGCGGCGGUGGCAAUGGUGGCGGGGAUGGUCAAAGAUGAACUUAUUUGAUAAGGUUAGGGUUUGUAGUGAUUUUGGGCUUGGUUUCAGUUUUAUUUUUUUAUUUUUUUAUUUUUAUUUAUUUUAAUGAUGUUGGGCCUGGGCCACUUUGAUUUUUUGUUAUGGAGCCUUUUGUAAUAUUCCGCGAGUAAUGGAACUUACCUUGACCCAAGUACGACGAUUGCGCGGGUGGGUAUAUGCAUCCGUAAAUAGACAAAGGGGAAAGGAAAGAAGAGGAAGAGGAAGAAAACAGAGGACAUGGGCAAGGAACCAGACAAGGAAGAUGAGAGAAAGGAAGCAGCAAUAGCAUCAACGCCAUGUUUACAGCCCAAUUACAAGCCCAGACGCAUCACCCAAGACCAGCUCUCCAAGUUGCAGGAACUGCACAGGAGACGUUUACAGAUAAAAUCAACAUCAAAGAUUGAAAAGAAACCAAAAGGUGGUACUGGUAAGUCUCACAGCAAAGGCCUGAAUGCCAAACACUCAGCAAAUCAAGAUUCAAUUGUACCAAUUGAAAAUUCAACUAACUUUAACUUUGAGAGCCACCAGAAAGAAAGCAGUUCCUUUGUACAGCAAGAGGGCAUGGCAACCUAUCAUGCACCACAGAAGCGCCAGAAGUUGCAUUGGGGGCUGGACACAAAGGAAAGGUGGGAAAGGAAAGCAAACAUGUAAAUAUUGCCAUGAAGAUGAAAUAUGGUUCCCCUGAGUGCUGGUUUCCAAAAGGUUCUAAAAUUUGUCUCUUGAUUUCAGAAGAUUUGGCUGCAAGGUGAUUGCUUAACCUAGGCGAUUAGUUUUUUUAUUGGUAGAGAGCAUCUACCUUGCACAUGUUAGUUAUAAUGUUGAGGUAAAUGUUCAACUUUUCUAUCAAACACUUCAUUCCUGUAUUUCUUGUGUACUAUAUUAGGUAGAGACCAUGAAAUGACCAAACGGAAAUUUUAUAAAGAAAAAAAAAACUGACGACUAUUUUAUUUUGUGAUUUCUAA
This is a messenger RNA of Prunus persica (peach), 1049 nucleotides long. RefSeq lists its product as uncharacterized. The record is from RefSeq and is a predicted model, not a curated record. The transcript has 4 exons. Bases 325 to 738 code for a protein of 137 amino acids. NCBI's taxonomy places the organism in Eukaryota, Viridiplantae, Streptophyta, Magnoliopsida, Rosales, Rosaceae.